AUGCCUCGUGACAAGUCCCAUCGCCGAUCUGAGGCUGCCAAGCGUCGCAUGGCAGAGCGUCGAAUUAGGAUCGGCGUACCUCAGAGAGAGUCCAGACGUGGAACCGGCUGGCGACACCGAGUCAACCCGUGGAAAGUCUCACCGCACACUGGACGCUUCCACAAGCUCCAUGUGCCACCCCGUUGCUUUGACCCUGGCAAGAAGUUUGUUCUGCUUGUCGGGGCGUCACACCUGCGUUCCAUCGCAGACGAAAUUGUUAGGGAGCAGGAUGGCUGCCUUGCCUUUGGCGCCAUGUCCACUCCUGGAGCCUGUGCUGACCAGCUGCGGAUGGAGGUUGUGCAGGCCUCUCUUCCCCUUCAGCCUAAGCUGGUCAUUGUCAUGGCUCCCAGCAACAACCUCACGGCCAGUCGGACAAUUGAAGAGGCGGGACUAGCUUUUUGGCGUUACCUGGCCACAGUGUGCACCAUUUUCCCUUGCAAGGUGUGUGUUGCUGACAUGGUCCCGCGCCUGACGGUUCCAGGGGAUUAUCAAGAACUCAUGAGGCAGGAGUUCCACCGUGUGGCAGCAAGUCUGAAUGUUAGCUACAUUUCCACAGCUGACCACUUCCCCCUGGACCGUCUCGAGCUGUGGUGCCCUGAUGGGGUCCACCUCAGUGACGACUAUGGGAUGCCAAAACUCGUGGAGCUGCUGUGGGUUGCCUCCUACCAGCAGCUGGAGACACCAGCACCUUCGCCACAGGUGCAACACCAGGUGUCUCCAAAGCCAUACGUCCCGAGGUUUGCUCCCAAACUGGUAGUGAAGGGGGAGGUUCGUGCUCCCAGGCCAACCCCUUCAGAGUGGACACUUGUGGAACUGGGCAGGAAGAGGAACCAUUCUGGGAACCCUGAGGAUUCCUCUGGGGUGUCCAAGAAAAGAGUGGUUCACUGUGGAUGGUGCUCCUGUGGCUCUUAA
Molecule: messenger RNA, 951 nt
Organism: Epinephelus fuscoguttatus (brown-marbled grouper)
Lineage: Eukaryota; Metazoa; Chordata; Actinopteri; Perciformes; Serranidae
Exons: 8
Coding region: 1-951 (316 amino acids)
Source: RefSeq, a predicted model, not a curated record